Mitosporidium daphniae is the source of this 1650-nucleotide messenger RNA. Its product is annotated as ubiquitin carboxyl-terminal hydrolase. Gene Ontology annotation, molecular function: cysteine-type endopeptidase activity; cysteine-type deubiquitinase activity. Bases 1 to 1650 code for a protein of 549 amino acids. The record is from RefSeq and is a predicted model, not a curated record. NCBI's taxonomy places the organism in Eukaryota, Fungi, Microsporidia. The transcript has a single exon. Gene Ontology annotation, cellular component: cytosol; nucleus. Gene Ontology annotation, biological process: protein deubiquitination.
AUGAAAUCCGAAACAUGUUUGCUUGGUGAUGGAGGCUCCAGUAGUCUCCUUCCGCCAAUAUACAUGCGUAAGAGAAUUGUAUUCAGAGCUGCACGUAACUCACAAAAUUUAAAGGAGGCCACGGCCGCAUCAUUGGGAGUCUCAGCGUCCGCAGCACCAGGAGCGACUGGUCCUCCUGUUUUGCAAGAAAAAAUAAUUUCAGGGUCAUGUCUGCCGCGCCCAGUUGGCCUUUCCAAUUUGGGGAAUACUUGCUUUUUAAACUCUGUACUUCAAUGCCUGAUGCAUGUUCCAGAAUUUUUUGAAAUUAUUAAUUCCUGCUCGUGUGCUUGUGAGGACCACAAAAAGAAGACCCUGUGGUGCAUUUCCUGCGAAAUGCAUCGCCUAGUUCAGAGGGCAAUUCUCUACUCUUCCUCCCAAUCAAAAAUGAGAAUAUCACCGUCUGGUAUAGUUGGAAAUAUUCAAAAGAUUUCCAAAAUAUUCCGGUAUGGUCGUCAAGAGGAUGCCCAUGAAUUUCUGUGUGUAUUUCUUGAUGCUCUGGAGAAAAAGUUUUCUUCACUAAAAUCCCUUACAGCGGGCACCUUUACUUCAAGGAUUGCUUGCAAAAGUUGCGGGGCAACCUCCGACUCGAAGGAACCAUUUGGCAACAUCAUAUCGCUUCAAGUGUCUUCGACCAUUGAACAAUCCCUUCAAAGGUUUACUCGCUCUGAGAGAUUAGAUGAAUUUUAUAAAUGCGGCACAUGUUCGUCGUUGGGCACAUCGACACGUAAAUUGUCAAUCUCCGAGCUGCCUUCGCUGCUUAUGUUUCACAUGAAGCGAUUUGCCCCCGGAUUUUCGGCCGGGAAAAUAACGAAACACAUCCAAUUCCCAGAAAUAUUAGAUAUCUCGCCAUUCGCCAUUGACUCGAAAGGGCACAAAUACACCCUUGCAGGUGUUAUUGUGCACUCGGGGUAUUCCACGUCAUCGGGACAUUACCAUGCAUGCGUCCGAAACCAAGGUCUAUGGUACGAAGUUGAUGAUGAAGAUGUCAGGCUUUUAAAAAACACAACAGUACUUUCGCAACAGGCCUAUAUUCUAUUUUAUAUUCCUCAGUCAGUUUCUCCGGUUUCGCCAAAAUCGGCACAUACCGACGCCAUCCUUAAGGAGGAGGAGGAGGAGGUUUCAGUUCUUUCAAAAGCAACUGCAACCAUAAAUGCACAUACAGCGUCCAGGAACCAAUAUGAUACGUCAUCUACUGUAGCAAAAUCGAUUCCGGGUGCUGUUGCACCAGUGCCCAUGCCGCAAACGAUUCCCAUUUCAAUUUCUUCCAACUCCAAGAAAUCUGUAAUUGAUAAUAUCAAAGACCUCACUUCCCAAUCCACUUUGAAGAGGUCUUUUGAUUAUUUUUCCAAACGAGACACUGAUCUCAGAUCACGCCCAGUGUUAGAUCACAAUGACACUCCUCUGGAUAUCCAUGAUGCCGAAUAUGAUGCGGGUCGGCUUCCAAAGAAGGGAAAAAAGAAAAGACAACUAGAUAACUCUUUUGGUACAAAUGUCUGCAAGGCAUCAUCUGGAGUGAUCCGCCAAAAGCCGUCAGUUCAAUUGAAAAGACAUGCUCAUAAAUUAAGACAAUCCAACAACACUUGGUGUACCAGUGCAAUUAUUUCAAAAUAA